Messenger RNA from Jatropha curcas, 4319 nucleotides. The record is from RefSeq and is a predicted model, not a curated record. NCBI's taxonomy places the organism in Eukaryota, Viridiplantae, Streptophyta, Magnoliopsida, Malpighiales, Euphorbiaceae.
AAAGAGAGAAGAAAAAGACAUCUAUCAAAUACACUUAACAGGAGCAAAAGAAAAACCCAUUAAUUUUGCGCUCUCUUCAACUUCUAGUGCAGUGAAUUUUUCUUAAUCCGCGAUUGAUUUUGCUCAGUCCAGUAUUCAGUAUUCGCUGAAAGGUUAAAGAAAGUAGAGGAAAGUAAUAUCUACACUGAAACAAUCAAAAAGGUUUCGGUCAAGAAGGAAAGACAAUGUUCACUGAUAGACGAGAGAAUGUGUAUCAGGGAAUUGUUACCAGGAGGAUUGUUAUUUCCAAUUCAAUUUUGACCGAGAAACCAAGUUCUGACCCUUUUGGUCAUAUAAAAAAGGGUGGCCAGGGGUUAGGCUUACCUUCUUCAGCGAAAUUCCGAAGUAGGCAAUUGGCAUCUGAUGCAGUUCCUGCGUCUCAAACCAUACCAGUUAGUAGGAAAGGUGGUGGGUCUGGAUCAGACAUGGACACAUCUUCUGACUCAGAAGAUGAGAUCUAUGGUGGACAGUACUCACUGGAGUCAUCCCCCCAAGAUGACAAAAUUCCCAAUAUUGCAGCUGCUAGACAUAUCUCUCCAAUGAAAAGGAAUGGGAAUUAUGUUACUGAUAAAACUCACUCCAACUUGAGUAUGUCUGGGGAGUCAUUUUGGCAGAAACAGGGAAGUGCUGCUGCAGAAGAUCAUCAACUUUCAGAUUCUGACAUUAGCACUCAAGCUUCAUUUAUGCAACAAAGAAGCACUAAUUAUUCUGCCUCCCAUAAACAGAAUUUCCAGGAUCCAACAUUGAAGAACAAAAAGUUUCUUUAUAAAGAUAUGCCCACUGCACCUCCUAUCCAUUCUACUGUAGACAUUGAAAAAAUGGAUGGGAAAAUUUCAACUUGUAGAGCCAGUGACAUAUCUCAUGUUGAAAUUUUGAAUAGUUAUAAAGCCAUAGACAACUCAAAAUCAUCGACAAGUGUUUAUUCUAGCAAUUGGAUUCCUGACCAAUCUGAAAGGAUUGGAGCUGGUAGAGAAGUUAAUGCACCCACAAGUUCUUUGCCUGCCCGCCUCCCAACAUUUCAUGCAAGUGCACAAGGUCCUUGGUGUGCUGUGAUUUCCUAUGAUGCAUGUGUUCGACUUUGUCUUCACUCAUGGGCCAAAGGUUGCACUGAAGAAGCUCCCUACUUCUUAAAUGAUGAAUGUGCAUCAUUGCGCAAUUCAUUUGGUUUGCAGCAAGUGUUGUUACAAUCAGAAGAAGAACUUUUGGCAAAACGAACUUCACAGUUGGUAAGUGAAGGAGCUGCUCUGAAAUCUAAGCGAACUUUUGGCAAAAUGAAAGUGCAAGUACGUAAAGUGAAAAUGGGUUUAGACCCACCUCCUGGAUGCAGUUUUGCUUCUCUAAACCCAUCCAUGCUAAAACUUGAACCACUCCGUCGCCCGUUGUCAACUUUAAAUUCAACAUUGCACUCUGGAUGGGAAGCUGUGCGGAAAGUUCAUGUCAGUCCUCAGAUUCCCCCAAAUGGUUCCUUUUCACAACAAAGCUUGGCAUACAUGCGUGCGAGCACUCAUUAUAUUAAACAGGUCUCCAAGGUCUUGAGAAAUGAGGUGGCUACUUUGUGCAGCAACCCCUCCUCAUAUGCAGCUGUGCAAGAAACAUAUACUUGCUUGGUGAGGUUGAAAAGUUCUCCUGAAGAGGAUUCAAUUCGAAUGCAAACAGGAUCUGGUGAAACUCAUAUGUUCUUUCCUGACAAUCAUAGUGAUGACUUGAUCAUUGAAGUUCAAGAUUCCAAAGGAAAGUACUGUGGCCGUAUCUUGGCCCAAGUGGCUGCUAUUGCUGAUGACCCAAAUGACAAGCUUCGAUGGUGGCCCAUAUACCAUGAGCCAGACCAUGAUCUCAUUGGCAGAAUGCAGUUGUACGUAAACUAUUCAACUGCUCUAGAUGAGAGUAAUCAUCCAAAGUGUGGUUGUGUGGCAGAAACUGUGGCAUAUGACUUUGUUCUGGAAGUUGCAAUGAAAGUUCAACAUUUUCAGCAAAGAAGCUUAUUGCUACAUGGCCCAUGGAAGUGGCUAGUAACUGAAUUUGCAUCUUAUUAUGGAAUAUCAGAUGCAUACACCAAGUUAAGAUACCUUUCCUAUAUCAUGGAUGUGGCUACACCCACCAAAGACUGUCUCGACUUAAUAUAUGAUCUGUUACAACCUGUAAUCAUGAAGGGUAAUAGGAAGAGUGUGUUGAGCCAUCAAGAGAAUCGCAUCCUUGGAGAGGUUGAGGAUCAAAUUCAACAAAUUCUUGUCCUGGUUUUUGAGAACUACAAGUCACUAGACGAAUUAAUGCCAUCUGGCAUAAUGGAUAUUUUUUGUCCUGCCACUGGAUUGGCAGCUCCUGCAUUGGCACCAGCUGUCAAGCUUUACUCUCUCCUGCAUGAUGUAUUAAGUCCUGAGGCACAGUUGAAGUUCUGCCGAUAUUUUCAGGCUGCUUCCAAAAAAAGGUCAAGGAGACAUUUGGCUGAGACAGAUGAAUUUAUAAGCAAUAACGAGGGCACAUUAAUGGAUCCCUUGAUGCUUUCAACUUCUUAUCAAAAGAUGAAAUCUCUUAUUUUAAGUGUUAGAAAUGAGAUUUGCACCGACAUACAGAUCCAUAAUCAACAUGUGCUUCCCAGUUUUAUAGACCUUCCAAAUCUGUGUGCAUCCAUAUAUAGUGUGGACCUCUCCAAUAGAUUGCGCUCGUUUCUUAUUGCAUGUCCUCCUUCUAGUCCCUCACCCUCUGUAGCUGAACUUGUUAUUGCAACAGCGGACUUUCAAAUGGAUCUUGCUUCUUGGAACAUUAAUCCUGUGAAAGGUGGAGUUGAUGCGAAAGAGUUGUUCCACUCUUAUAUAACCGUCUGGAUCCAAGACAAACGUCUUGCCUUGCUUGAGUUGUGCAGAUUAGACAAGGUAAAGUGGUCUGGUGUGAGAACACGACAUUCAACAACCCCUUUUGUUGAUGAGAUUUAUGAGCGACUGAAGGAUACACUGAAUGACUAUGAAGUAAUAAUUCAACGUUGGCCAGAGUACACUGUUGUUUUGGAGAGUGCUAUUGCAGAUGUUGAGAAGGCAAUUAUUGAAGCUCUGGACAAGCAGUAUGCUGAUUGCUUGUCCCCUUUGAAGGACAGUCUCGCACCAAAGAUCUUUGGCCUUAAAUAUGUGCAGAAGUUUGCCAAACGAGCAGGGGAAGUUUAUGUUGUGCCUGAAGAGUUGGGGGUUCUUCUGAAUUCCAUGAAAAGGAUGCUGGAUGUACUGUGGCCCAAGAUAGAAAUCCAGAUGAAAUCAUGGGUUUCUUGCUCCCCUGAUGGUGUAGAUACAGUGACAGGAGAAUGUCUUAGUGAAGUCACUGUGUUGCUAAGAUCCAAAUUCAGAAGUUACCUCCAAGCAAUUGUGGAAAAGCUGGUAGACAAUACAAAGAUGCAGAAUGCAACAAAACUGAAGAACAUAAUCCAAGAUUCAAAUGAAACUAUGGUGGAGUCAGACUUACGAAAUAGAAUGCAGCCUGUGAAGGAUCUUAUGGUAAAAACAAUAGAUAAUCUGCAUUCUGUUGUUGAACCUCAUGUGUUUGUUGCCAUUUGCCGAGGUUUCUGGGACCGCAUGGGACAGGAGAUACUACGCAUUUUGCAAAAUAGGAAAGAGAAUAGGUCUUGGUAUAAAGGCUCACGAAUUGCUGUUUCUAUCUUAGAUGACAUAUUUGCAUCACAAAUGCAGCAAUUACUUGGAAAUGCAUUACAAGAGAAAGACUUGGAGCCACCAAGAUCCAUAAUGGAAGCUCGAUCAGUGCUUUGUAAAGACGCAGUAAAUCAUCAUGACAGCAACUACUAUUUAUAGAUUCUUGGUUCCUGUACAUACAGAUUCAUAUCCUUAUUCUGGUUCAGCAUUUUUUACAUUGAAGAAGCAAAGGGGAAAUCUUAGUUGCAAAAGACCACACAUUUUCCCAGUAAUACGCAUUCGACCUCAGAAUGAAGAAAGUUCAGUCAAUUUUGUCCCUUCUGUAAAGUUUUCCCGUGGCCAUGGCCUCCAUGGUAAAAUUUCCUCCUCUUUCUCAAAGAAUGUCAAUAUUUUUUGGGAGCUCCAUUGCAACCCAUCUUAACUACGCUGUUCUUUGGUUCUUUUUACAUUUUCUGUUGAUUCUUAAAUUACUAUUACUAAAUUAAUUACCAAGCAUAUGAGUUUAGGAAUUUGCAUGAAACGUGACUUGUUCUCUUCAUCUCGAAAAAUUAUAUAAUACAACUGUAAAUCAAUGUAGGGUGUCCUACAUGAAAUGACAAACCAAUAGUAGAUAAACAAGUAUGUACAAGUCAGUUUAUAAUUUUUAUA